CUUUGGUACAUACUGAUAUGGGUAUUUUAUUCGACAAAUUUACUUAGUACUCGCUCAGUAGGCUUGUUGAAAACACUGGCUAUCAAGAAGUGUUGUAGGUAUAGGUAUGUGUAGUGUAUUUUGGUGUUGUUCCUACAUCCUUAAAGUUCCUCAUGUAGUAUAGAUAUUUCAUUGUCACAUAAGUGUUAUGAAAAAGUAAGUACCUACAUAAAAAUAUCGUGUAGAUGACAAGCAAACAUAUGAAAAUAUUGGGGUUAAAACGCAUGGGUAAGAACUUUUAUCUCGUCGAAAAUGGACUUUCAUGUAAUAGCGAUCUUUUUCGUGGCAUUUUUUCUCUCUAACCACCUACUAGCAGAAUCAGCCAAAAUAUUAGGCAUUUUUUCAGUACGCAGUAAAAGCCACCAUUCUAUACAUCAACCAAUUCUUAAUGGUCUAGCCAACAGUGGUCAUCAAGUCACCAUAAUAGGUCAUUUCAAAUCAAACCAGAAUGUAUCAAAUUAUAAGGAAAUUCUUAUCUCAGAGUUCGAAAAAGUCAGUAAUUGGGUAGACUGCAUAACUGUUGAAGAUAGGACGAAUUACGUGGGAGUUCAGAAGUGGUUAAUGGUUUCAUAUACAGUAGAACUACCGAAAUGUGAAAAGAUUUUUCGCUUCGAUUACAUAAAACAAUUAAUAAAAUCAUCAACAGAUCAUUCAAUCGAUUUGAUUAUCACGGAAGUUUACCAUAUUCGAUGUUUUCAUUUAUUAGCGCAUAAAUUAAACGUCCCAUUGAUACUUAUUUUACCACCAAGCUCUGAAAUUGGGAACGACUAUUUUGUUGGAAAUCCAUUCAUUCCGUCAAUUACACCUCUACGAAAUACAAUAUUUACUACAAAAAUGAAUUUUUGGCAACGUUUUGAGAACUUUUUCCAAUAUGGGUUGACGUAUUGGUAUCAUAACAUUAUACAAAAUAAAGAUAUGGAGAGGCACGCUCGUGAAAUUUUCAAUAUGACAUUGCCAUCGGAUGAAGAACUGAAUAGAAAACCAGCAUUGGCUUUCUAUAAUAACCAUCCGAGUUUUAUUUCAAGACCAAAGUCUCCUAAUGUGAUAGAUAUCGCCGGAAUACACAUCAAAGAAGCAAAAAAAUUACCAAGGGAUAUAGAAGAAUUCAUAGAAGGAGCCCCUAAUGGAGUGAUUUUAUUUUCCUUUGGAACAACAAUUAAAGCAAGCAGCAUGGGAUCUGAAAAACUGAAAGCUAUCACAGACGCAUUAUCAGUCAUACCUCAAAGAGUUCUAUGGCGAGUAAAUGAUUUGAACAUAACUGAUGUUUCACCAAAUGUCAAAUUGGGUACGUGGUUUCCCCAGCGAGAUAUAUUAGAACACAAGAAAGUGAUCGCAUUUAUCAGUCAUUGCGGCCUAUUGGGAACACUGGAGGCUAUUUAUACGACGACUCCGGUCAUUGGAGUACCCUUCAUGCUGGAUCAAUUUCAAAAUGCGAAUAUAUUAGUUGAACGAGGAGUUGGUAUCUAUGUUGACUAUUUUUCAAUGAAUAAAGAGUCUCUCAUAGACGCCAUUGAAGAAAUCACAAAAAAUAAUAAAUACCGCGAGAAUAUCAUAAAAUGGUCGAAAAUUAUCCAGGAUAGACCAAUGUCUCCUCUAGAUGAAGCAUUGUAUUGGACAGAAUAUGUGUUGAAGCAUCAAGGAGCUCCUCAUCUGAGAAUAGCAGCUGCUGAUAUGCCGUUGUAUCAGUAUUUACUGUUGGAUGUACUUGCGUCAAUAUUGGCCAUUGUUAUAGGUUUCAUGUAUUUUUUAAAAUUAAUCAUUAAAUGCAUACUUUCCCUGAUGUGGCAGCAGAAACCUAAGAAAAAUAAAAUUCAAUAAAACUUC
This is a messenger RNA of Planococcus citri (citrus mealybug), 1863 nucleotides long. Its product is annotated as UDP-glucosyltransferase 2-like. Gene Ontology annotation, molecular function: UDP-glycosyltransferase activity. The record is from RefSeq and is a predicted model, not a curated record. Lineage: Eukaryota; Metazoa; Arthropoda; Insecta; Hemiptera; Pseudococcidae. Bases 292 to 1857 code for a protein of 521 amino acids. The transcript has 5 exons.